AUGGAGCAAACGAUAUGGGGUCAUUUGCCAGUGCUGAUGAGGGCAAAUUCGAAAGAAUCUGUAGAAUACAUUCUUCAAGCCCUUUGGAGAACUCGAAAGAGUGGUCUUGGCACUACUGAUCGAUGCAUUAUCCAAGACAUACUUCAAAUACAGAAUGAAUCUGAUCUCGACCCACUUCUGGUUUGUCUCCGAAUGUUAAUCAGGAGGUCUGUUUAUGAAAAUACUUCCAAGGAGGAUAUUCCAAAGCUGUUUCCCAGUGAAGUUCUGCCUGAAUUGCAAAAUUUGUUGACAGUUUUGUUGCAGAAGUUUCAGCGAGAGUGGCAAGAAGAGGUUAUGAAAGAUCAGAAUAUUGUGCCUAGAUUAAAGGCGAUGACAUGGAAUAUGGCAAAUCUGGAGAAAGAAUCAGCAGACCCUGCAGCUGUUAUUGCUUUGAAGCUUCAAAAUGAUGCUCCAUUUCACUCAGGAGAGCAAAAUGUAAAGUUUCAGUUGGCUACAGAUUCUAUGGACAUGAUGCUGAAAGCCAUGCACUGUAUUAGAGACCAGUUUUCUACCAUGGAUGAGACACUGAAUGGGCAUUAG
This is a messenger RNA of Sphenostylis stenocarpa, 579 nucleotides long. The record is from the annotation of a GenBank genome assembly. NCBI's taxonomy places the organism in Eukaryota, Viridiplantae, Streptophyta, Magnoliopsida, Fabales, Fabaceae.